Molecule: messenger RNA, 5016 nt
Organism: Pteropus alecto (black flying fox)
Lineage: Eukaryota; Metazoa; Chordata; Mammalia; Chiroptera; Pteropodidae
Gene: ZNF557
Product: zinc finger protein 557
Exons: 8
Coding region: 1162-2358 (398 amino acids)
Biological process (GO): negative regulation of transcription by RNA polymerase II
Molecular function (GO): DNA-binding transcription repressor activity, RNA polymerase II-specific; RNA polymerase II cis-regulatory region sequence-specific DNA binding
Source: RefSeq, a predicted model, not a curated record
UGCGGCCUCCCGGGACCCCUGCUCCUCCGCUGAGCUGGUCUCGGUGGGCGGCCGGAAGCUGCUGUUACCCCCCAGCUCUGAACGCAGCGGUCCCCUCCUCAGAGCGCGCGUCCAUCAUCCUCGCCCGGCGCGGUUUCUGCUGCGAGGGGACUUUCAGGGGGUCUGCGGUCGUUGUUUGGGUUGUUACUAAUGGGGGUAUUGCUACUGGCAACUAGAGAGUGGAGGUCAGGGAUGCUGCUCUAGGCCUGCAGUGCACAGGACGGCCCACACGCAGCCACGGGGCCCCAGACGUCAGUGGUGCCGAGGUUUAGGGCACCCUGCUCCCAGGCCUUGAAAUCUCAGAGACCCUGAGUGAACUGUUUAAAGUCAACCGAGUUACUUAUUGGAUCCCCAGCGAGGAGCCAUAUUUAGGGUGUCUGCGAGUCACCACAAACACUGUCCAGCCAAAUGGGGCGAGCGAGCACGAAACUGCUUUCUCCCACUCGGGGAGCAGAUGGCUGGAUGGGAAUUGGGAAAAUCCAGUAACAGCCAGCAAUUAUAGAUUAACCAGUGAAUACAGAAAAGAAACGUGCAUGGGGUGCCCUUUCCAUUUAACAAUUGUACUAUGCCCGGUAAAAAGCCUCAAAAGCAAUCUUUGUGCCUUUUUUUUCCCCUCCUCAGACAAGAAAAGCAUUUCUGGAGCUCAGCUUUGAUUUGAAACCAGCCUCAAGGCUCCCUUUUCCUUGCUGACUGAAGAUUUCUGUGUGACCAGGUGAGGACUGUGCAGCCUGUGACGACAGGCUCCCGCCACCUCCAUCGUGCAGAAGAACUGCUGACGAGCGUUCCUGAGCUCGGAUUGUGAACACAAGGGAUCGCUGAAGCCAGCAAUGUAGCAUCUUCCAGUCCCUCUCUCUUGCUGUCUGACAUUUCCGUCAUCACGUCUCCUUCGCUGACCCUGACGCACCCGCCUCCCUUUAUAAGGACCCUCGGGAUGACUUUGGGCCCACCUGAUGAUCCAGGAUCGUCUUCCCAUCUUAAGAUCCCUACCUUCAGCAUAUCUGCAGGUCUCUUUGCCACGGCCUCGUUCUGAGUGUGCUGUGGGAGUAGGAGGAGGAGCCUCCUGGUUCCCCCACUGCCCCGUCGUUCAGGAAAACUUACUGUCCGAAUCACAGGACUGUGGCCAUGGUUCUGUUCCCCACUUGUGUUCAGUCUCCCCUGUUUCCAACAUCUCAAAAAGGAUGCACAGAGGAGGAAGGGUUUGUUAAUGGUUUCCUGACAAGCUGGUUACUGGACUUGGUGACCUUUGAGGAUGUGGCCGUUGAGUUUACCCAGGAAGAGUGGGCUUUGCUGGACCCUUCCCAAAGGAAACUGUACAGAGAUGUGAUGCUGGAGACCUGCAGGAACCUGGCCUCACUCGGGUAUCACGUUAAUGAACCCAGCCUCAUCUCUCAUUUGGAGCAAGAAGACAAGGUGAUGGCAGAGCAAAGAGGAAUUCUCCCAGGCACCUGUCCAGAUUUGGAGACUGUACUUAAAGACAGAUGGUUAACUCCUAAGAAGCACGUUUUUAGAAAAAAACGUUCUAAUGGUAUAAAAGCGGAGAGAAAUCAUCUUGGAGUGAAACUCAAUGAAUGUAAUCAGUGUUUUAAAGUCUUCAGCACAAAAUCUAACCUUACCCAGCACAAGAGAACUCAUACUGGAGAGAAACCGUAUGACUGCAAUCAGUGUGGAAAGUCCUUCAGCAGUAGAUCUUAUCUUACCAUUCAUAAGAGAAUACAUAACGGGGAGAAACCCUAUGAAUGCAAUGACUGUGGGAAAACCUUUAAUGACCCCUCAUCUCUCAGAUUACAUGUAAGGAUUCACACUGGAGAAAAACCUUAUGAAUGUAACCAGUGCUUUCAUGUUUUUCGCACUAGUUGUAACCUCAAAAGCCACAAGAGAAUUCAUACGAGGGAGAAUCAUCAUGAAUGUAAUCAGUGUGGAAAGGCCUUCAGCACAAGGUCCUCCCUUACCGGGCACAAUAGUAUUCAUACUGGGGAGAAACCUUACGAGUGCCAUGAUUGUGGGAAAACUUUUAGGAAGAGCUCGUAUCUGACACAGCACAUGAGAACUCACACUGGAGAAAAACCCUAUGUAUGUAAUCAGUGUGGCAAAUCCUUCAGCAGUAGCUUUUCUCUUACUGUGCACAAGAGAAUUCAUACUGGGGAGAAACCCUACGAAUGCAGUAACUGUGGGAAAGCUUUUAAUAAUCUCUCAGCUGUUAAGAAGCAUGUGAGAACUCACACUGGAGAAAAACCCUAUGAGUGUAAUCACUGUGGAAAAUCUUUCACUACUAACUCUUACCUUUCUGUGCAUAAGAGAAUACAUAAUAGGUGGAUAUGAAUAUUCUAGUAACUAGAAUAUUUACUAGGAAAGCAUUCAUUGAUUCUUAUUCCUCAGACAACUUGCGACGAGUCAUGCUAGCUGUAUGAGUUACCUGUUGCUGCAUAACAGAUUUUCCUCAGAAACAUAGUGGCUUCAAACAACAGACAUUAUCUCACAAUUUCUGUGGGUCAGGAGUUCAGAAAUGGCUUAAUUUUGUAUCAGGCUCAGGAUCUCUCAUGAGGGUGCAGUCAGGAUGGUCACCAGGAGCUACAGGUAUCUGCGUUUUUAGUGCUGAUGGAUGUCCUUCCAGAGUGCCUCACUCACAGGCUGGGCAAGUCAGUGCUGGUUGCGAGUGGGGAACUUUGACUUCCUUACCACAUAAGACUCUCCAUAGGCCUAAGUAUAUUUAUGAUGUAACAACAGGUUCCCCAAGAGCAUUUGACCUAAGACAGAGCUAAUGCUGAAGCCAGGUUGUCUUUUAAUACCUAGCCUUAGAAGGACAUGCUAUCACUUCUUCUAUAUUGUAUCGGACACACAGACCAAUUCUGAUACAGUGGGCGGAGACUACACAGGUGUGUAUAGUAGGAGAUCACCGGGAACCACCUGAGAAGCGAGCCAUGAAAUCAAUGAAGAAAGGCCUUCAGCCUUUCGAUCUCUUUGAUAUGAAGUAUUCAGUAACUCUUAUGUCAAUUCACUCUAGAGAAAAACCUCAUAAAUGUGAUCUGCGAUAAGCUUUCAGUGCAGACUCAGUCAUGUGCACAGAAAAUUUUGUGUUGGGGAGAAACCUAGGGCGUAUGGUUGCUAUGGCACGGCCUUCGGUGAGCUCUGAGGAGUCAUGUGACAGUUCACGCUAAGGGGGAAAUCUUAUACCAGAAUACAGAAGCCUUCAGGCACACUCAUCCCUUAGAACACGUGCAAGCAGUCACUAUGGAGAAACACUCAGGUAAGGGAUGUGAAAAUCCUACACCGCCGUUACUUAUAUUACUGAGCAGAACACGAUGAGCUACUCUGAAUGUAAUGGGAAGCCUUAAACGCUCUCUCAAUUUUUAAGAGAUACGAGGGUUUAUUCUGGAGAUGAAGUCCCAUUAAAUAUCACCAGUAUUGGAAAGUCUUCCAUUUUUUUUCCCAUUCCUGAGAAAACAACUCACUGCAAAGAAAUCCAGGGAUGUAAAGAACAAGGGGCAUCUUCAGCGGUGCCUCUCAUAGCAGAGGAAGCAUGAAACUCUUCCCUGGAUGUGAAACCUGGGCGUGUGUUAACUUUGGAAGAUCUUUCAGUGAUUCUUGUCUUUGUUGACUUGUGAGAACUCACAUUAGAGGGAGACCCUAGGGAUAUAAUCAACACAGACAAAUGUCAGCUUCACCUCUUCACUGAGUGGCCACAAAAUAAUUUAACCUGGAAGUGAAAAUUGUAAAUGCGGAAAGUGUACUGUUACCUUUGACAGUACCUAAUCCUUAGGCUGAUCCAUUUGCUCAUUAAUUCUCAGUUUUGUUUUAGUAUAAACAUUUAUGUCUAUAGCUACACCCUAAAAUAAACCUGAAAUUAUGUUCCAUAGUUUUGUAUGUAACAUGUUUAUUAUCUACUUUUUAAAAAUAUCAGUACAUACUCAAAAAGGUAUUUCUGAAUAUCCCCUGAGUGAUUUAAACAUAAUGAAAGUUAGACUGUGUAUACACUAUAUACUUUUCUCUAAUUUAAUGACGUUUUUGUCAAGUGGACUUUGUGAUGUUGAUUCUUUAUCUUUCUUUCCUGGUAUCGAAUUUACUUUUAGCUUCUUUCCCAAUGUCCAUUCUCCCCCACUUACUUACAUAAAGAAAACAAACCAUUCUGUUUAAGUUGUCAACGAGCAAUAUUGAAAGCACUCAGUAUUAAAGGCUUUCCCGAAGCCCAGAUAUGUGUUGUCCUGGUCUGCAGGCCAUGAGAAGUGGUAGAAGUCACUGGGGAAACGUCAUCUGUCUUGUUUGCCUAUGUUUUAGUCAUCUGAACUAUUUUUUUCUCUUGAAAGUGGGCUUGGCCUGGAAUUGGAAGAGUUAGUUCUAUUUUGAUUAUGAUGACAAAAAAUGUAGCAAAAAAUCACAAAGAUAUGGGCUCCCCAAAAGCUUUGAUUGGCUGUGUUAACUCUGGACUGCUUAAUCUUAGAUUUUUCCUUAACAUGAUUAAAAGUAACCUCUAAGAGAGAGCCAAAGUGAUUUUUUUUGGGUUUAUUUUUCAGGUGGUGUUCUGUUAAUAUCCAGCUGAAUGCAAUAUCUAACUGGUAAACCUAUUGGUCCAACUUUAUAAAUGUUCUCUUUGUUUGAAAAUGUUGUGUAUUCUGUAAUUUUUGAAUGUAGGCUAUAUGUGCUUAUUAAAUCAAGCUAAUUGUGUUUUCCGAUAUAGUAUGCACAGAGUUUUUCCUCAAACUUAAUUUAGUGAUAGUCUUCCAUUUUGGUUAUAAAUUAAAAGAUUCAUUUUUGUAAUUUCGUCAUUUUUUUCUGUAUAUGUUUUGAUGUAAGGUAACUAAGCACAUGCAGCAUUAGUUUUUUUCUUGUGAAUUGUUUCUUUUACGUAGGGGCCAUAUUUUUAUAGCCACAUAUUUCACUACGUUAAUAAGUAAGCAUUUAUAUAGCCCUUCCCAUAUACUGGACACUUCUGAAUGCCUUAUGAAUAUUAAAUUUGAAUAUUCAAUAAAAGCUUAUGAAGUU